AAGGAAGCUGCUGCUUUCAUGGAGAAGAUCCGAGGGGCUGUUCUAAAGUACAUGACAACUUAGAAGUCCUGAGCAAUGGCAAGGCUCAAGAUUUCACUCCCAUUUGCAUUUCUCAUCCUUGCAGUCCUCCACAAUGCCGCCGCCGCAGACUCAGCCUCCUCCCCCACGAGCUUCAUCGAGUCAUCCUGCCGAGUGACACGCUACCCGACGCUGUGCGUUGAAUCCCUGUCGGGCUACGCCAGCGCCAUCCGGCAGAGCGGGCGGCAGCUGGCCCAGACGGCCCUGUCGGUGAGCCUGAGCAGGGCCCGGCAAGCCGCAACGUUCGUGGCCGGGCUCGGGAAGCGCAGGGGGCCAAUGAGAGGCCUCGAGUACCAGGCGGUGAAGGACUGCAUAGAGAACAUGGGCGACAGCGUGGACAGCCUCCGACGGUCCGUGAAGGAGCUCGGGGACUUACGUCGAACAGCUGGUGGGGAUUUCUUGUGGCACAUGAGUAACGUCCAGACGUGGGUCAGCGCCGCCCUCACCGAUGAAACCACUUGCCUCGACGGCUUCGCCGGCCGCCGUACGGACGGCCAAGUGAAGGCCAGCAUUAGGAAAAAAGUCACCCUUGUGGCUCAAGUCACCAGUAAUGCGCUCGCUUUGGUUAAUCACUUUGCUGACAAAAACCACGUCGCGCGCGCCCCUCUCCCUCUGGCUAAGCCUUAGAUCUGCCUUUGGUUUUUGGUUUGCCUUGUUUUGUUUGUAUAUCAUCUGAGUUUGUUUGUUGUAAUUUUAACCACACCAGUGUAAAUUUUUUGCGCUUGUAUCCUAGGUUUUUGGCUCUGUUUUGUGCUUAAAUUUGCGUGAGCGUUAAGAAUUACAUGUUAAAAAUAUAGCUCAUUGCUAAUUGAAUUUAGAUAACUUAAAAACCCAAA
This is a messenger RNA of Momordica charantia (bitter melon), 914 nucleotides long. Its product is annotated as Plant invertase/pectin methylesterase inhibitor superfamily protein. Gene Ontology annotation, biological process: negative regulation of catalytic activity. Gene Ontology annotation, molecular function: enzyme inhibitor activity. The record is from RefSeq and is a predicted model, not a curated record. Lineage: Eukaryota; Viridiplantae; Streptophyta; Magnoliopsida; Cucurbitales; Cucurbitaceae.